GUAAAACAGUGUGAGAAUUCCGAGAUCAUCGUUAUAAUCUUUUGUUUUCUUGAAAAAACACAAACCCUUUAUAUUAUUAAUAAUUGUUGUUCUUCUUCUUCGUUUGUCUUCCCCUUAACCUCAUUGUGUCGACAUGGUUUGCCAGAAAGAUGCUUUGGUUCAGACAAUCUCGGAAUUGUAUGACCAAAUUUCAUCCCUUGAGAGCUUAAGGCCUUCCAAAGAUGUCGACAUGUUGUUCACACAGCUUGUUCUCACGUGUAUCCCACCAAAUCCAAUUGAUGUCACAAAACUAUGCAACAAAAUUCAAGAAAUGAGGUCUAAGCUCAUCAAACUCUGUGGAGUCGCUGAAGGGCUUCUAGAGAUGCAUUAUUCCACAAUCUUAGGCAAUUCUUUUGGUGGUGUUGAUGGUGAAAACCCUCUUGACCAUCUCACCAUUUUCCCUUAUUACAAUAACUACCUUAAACUCAGCCUCCUUGAAUUCAACAUCCUUAGUCAACACAUCACUAACAUCCCUAACAGAGUUGCUUUCUUGGGUUCUGGCCCUUUACCUCUCACUUCCAUUGUUUUGGCCAAGAAUCACCUCACUCAGACUUCCUUCCACAACUAUGAUAUCGACCCGAUGGCGAAUGCCAUGGCCUCGAAAUUGGUCGCGUCUGACUGUGACUUGUCGCGACGGAUGUUUUUCCACACUCGUGAUGUGUUGGAUGUUACUUGUGAAUUUAAGGAUUUUGAUGUCGUGUUCUUGGCCGCUUUGGUUGGCAUGGAUAAGGAAGCCAAACUCGGGUUUAUCGAGCAUUUAGCAAAGAACAUGUCCCCCGGUGCGAUUUUGAUGCUCAGGAGUGCUCAUGGAGCAAGGGGUUUCCUCUACCCUAUUGUUGAUCCUUGUGAUUUGAAGGGUUUUGAGGUGCUUUCUGUGUUUCAUCCCACGGAUGAGGUGAUUAAUUCUGUGGUUAUUGCUCGAAAGCUUCCGGAUAUGGCAACAUUGAUGCCUCUUAUGCCUUCUAGCAACAAUAUUCAUUGUGGAGGAAAUCAUGUUAUUCUUCCAUGCAAAUGUGCUGAUCUUCAAGGCUUUAAUCCACUUAGCAAACUGAACAUGAUUGAGGAAUUGGCAGCUGAUGAUCGUCUUGUGUGAAAGAUCAACUCAUCAUCAUGUAUAAGUAUAUCAUCAUCUCGACCUCACUUAUUUUGCUUGGGGAAAGAUUGUUAUUGUGUGUUGUUUCCAUCUAGGAUUUUUCAUUACCCCUUUAAUGUUGUUCUCUCUGUUGAUCCCUAGCUAACCAUUUCAUAAAAUCCAUUCGGAAAAAAAAAAGAUGAGAGUUAGUAAAGAGCUAGCCCGGCCCUUGGUAUCUUGAUGUAUUGAUCUGAUCAAGAAGCAACAAGAGUGGCCUCUAUAUUGUUAUUAUCCCUUGUCACUAAAGUUUGUACUCUAUAUUUCUGUGUCAACCAAUAUAUAUGAGUUCCAAUGGAUGGUGUUUAUGAAAUAAAAAUUUUCUACUUUUAUUUUCAUUGCUCACUUUGUUUCGUGAUAACGGUAUUGUUUGUUGAACUAAUUAACAGGAUGCACGAUGGUUGUGAUGUG
Molecule: messenger RNA, 1579 nt
Organism: Oldenlandia corymbosa var. corymbosa
Lineage: Eukaryota; Viridiplantae; Streptophyta; Magnoliopsida; Gentianales; Rubiaceae
Source: the annotation of a GenBank genome assembly